GGAAGGCGUAAGAAAUCCGGACUUGAAAGCAUUUGAUUACUUCCUUUUUCAUGCGCCGUACUGCAAACUCGUCCAAAAGUCUUUUGGCAGAUUGUUUUAUAAUGAUUUUAUUCGCAAUCCUGAAAACCCGAUUUUCAAUAGCGUUCAGCAAUUCCGGGAUAUGAAUGCCGAAGAAGCUUUACGAUCAAAAGAUGUCGAGAAAGCUUUCAUUGCUAUUUCAAAGGCUGAUUAUGCAAAGAAAGUAGCACCUACCCUUUUGGCCUCAACGCAAGUCGGAAACAUGUAUUGUGCCUCAUUAUAUGCUUGUCUUGCAAGCGCGUUGUCAAAUAUUCCUGUAGAUGAAUUGGUAGGAAAACGGCUAGGAUUAUUUUCGUACGGUUCUGGUCUUGCGUCCACACUUUUCUCGUUCAGAAUUAUAAAACCCAUUACCGAGAUUCAUAAAGUGCUGGAUAUAUCAAGUCGUCUUGAAUCUCGCGUAGAGGUGCCUCCAGAAAAAUUUGUUGAGACAUUGCACUUACGAGAAAAAACCCACGGUAAAAAAGACUUCAAAGUCACAGGCGAUGGAAGCCCAAUCAAGGACGCACUUUUUAAGGGGACAUACUACUUAGAGCAUAUCGAUUCAAAAUGGAGACGUACAUACAAACGCUAUAUUUAA
Molecule: messenger RNA, 655 nt
Organism: Acaulospora morrowiae
Lineage: Eukaryota; Fungi; Glomeromycota; Glomeromycetes; Diversisporales; Acaulosporaceae
Source: the annotation of a GenBank genome assembly